CAGCUCGAUAGCCAUUAAAGAGUGGAUCGUCUGACAUGCCGAAAAAGAAGAUGGAGGGUUUCGGCUGGUGUUGGAUGGUCAUCUGUCUCCUACUGUGCACUCCCACUGAUAUCUUUGUUGUGGCUAGCCCAGAGGUGAACGAGACCCAGGAGCACGUACCGGUGAAUGUCUACCACGACACAGACGUCACCAGGAAAAAGAUUGUGACCGCCCAGUUUGAGUGCUACCAGAAAAUCAUGAAGGAUAACGACCACAACAAAAUAGGGCCAGUGUGUAACCGGACUUGGGAUGGGUGGCUGUGCUGGGACGACACAGAGGCAGGCUUCACUUCAGAACAGUACUGCCCUGACUACUUCCAGGACUUUGACCCCUCAGAAUUGGUGACAAAAAUAUGCAGUGACAACGGCCACUGGUUUCUGCAUCCUGAGAGCAACCGAACAUGGACCAACUACACACGAUGCAACGAGCAUACUAAUGAAGGCAGAAUGACUGCCAUGAAUUUAUUCUACUUGGCCCUCAUCGGUCAUGGCUUGUCACUGACAUCCCUAUUAAUUUCCCUGGGAAUAUUUUUCUAUUUCAAGAGUUUAAGUUGUCAACGAAUCACUCUCCACAAAAACCUCUUCUUCUCCUUUGUAUUGAACUCGGUCAUUACCAUCAUCUGGCUGACCGCUGUGGCGAAUAACCAGGAGCUGGUACAAAGAAACCCUACGAGCUGUAAAGUGUCCCAGUUUAUCCAUCUUUAUCUUUUUGGUUGCAACUAUUUCUGGAUGCUUUGUGAAGGGAUAUACCUGCACACCCUCAUCGUUGUUGCUGUGUUUGCUGAGAAACAGCACUUGAUGUGGUACUAUCUUCUCGGCUGGGGCUUUCCUCUAAUUCCAGCAUCUAUACAUGCAAUCGCUCGCAGUUACUACUACAAUGACAAUUGUUGGAUAAGCUCCAACACUUCACUCCUCUACAUAAUCCAUGGGCCCAUCUGCGCUGCUCUGUUGGUGAACCUGUUCUUCCUGUUGAACAUUGUGCGUGUCCUGAUCACCAAGCUAAAGGUAACCCACCAGGCUGAGUCCAGUCUCUACAUGAAGGCGGUGCGUGCCACCCUGAUUCUGGUACCUCUCCUGGGGAUCCAGUACGUCCUGUUGCCCUACAAACCAGAGGGACGGGUUUCCUCUGAGAUCUAUGACUACAUCAUGCACAUCUUAAUGCAUUAUCAGGGUCUGCUGGUAGCCACCAUCUUCUGCUUCUUCAAUGGAGAGGUGCAAGGGGUUCUGAGGAGACAUUGGAACCAGUACCGUAUCCAGUUUGGAAGCACCUUCGCCCACUCAGAUGCCAUGCGGUCUGCCUCGUACACUGCUUCGUCCAUCACCGAGGUCCAGGGCUGCUACAGCAUCGACAGCCACACAGAACACUUGAACGGCAAGGGGGCCUGCCUCGACAUCGAGACCUCCAUCUUAAAAUCAGAGAACCCGUUCGCCUGAGGAUAGGAUGAUUCUUUUUCGGAAUGGUGGGGAAGGGGAGGCUGCAGUUUGUUACUAGGUUUACUGGGUUAACCGAGGGAGGGGAGAAAGAAGGGAUAAACAACAGAAACUUUCGGCCACUUGUAUACGCACUGAAACAAAAAAAAUAAACACAUUUUGCUACCUUUGAUUAACACAUUGAAAUGGGCACUUAAUCGUUUUAUCAGCUUAGUGAGAAUCACUUUUUGCCACCCUUUUUCAAGUAUCCAUGUAUGAAGCUUCUUUGCUGCUUUUCAGAGGAAGCCAAAUGUAUAUAUUCUGAUAAUUUAUCUUAAAGCAUUCAAGUGUUAGGCAGUCCUUUUAACAUGACUGUACAUAAAUGUAAGAAGGAGGUUUGACAAUCCAAAUGAAGAUAUUAUCAGUUCAUAAAGCCUGGGUGUUUGCCCAAAAGUAUUAUUUGUGACAUGCCAAACCAAGAACCGCCCUAGUCGGCUAUUUUUAUACACAACAAUCUAUGCCACUAAAAACUAGGCUCUCUGAGGCUAUUAUCUGUGUUUCUCUAGCUGAAUCUAAGCUCAAAUUAAGGGCAAAGUUACGCAGAUAUACAGUACAGUCCCUUGUUGGUAGUUAAUCACUUUUGAAAAGGUACAUGCUUUACCAUUAUCAACUAUUGUCAUUUAUGCCAAUAUCUGUCCUGUACAACUGAAUGUUACUUCAAUUAUGAAGUUUGGUUCUGGCACUGUUUUAAAUCUAUGGAAUAAAUAUUUAUAGGUUAAA
Molecule: messenger RNA, 2228 nt
Organism: Salvelinus namaycush (lake trout)
Lineage: Eukaryota; Metazoa; Chordata; Actinopteri; Salmoniformes; Salmonidae
Product: calcitonin gene-related peptide type 1 receptor
Exons: 12
Coding region: 36-1472 (478 amino acids)
Biological process (GO): adenylate cyclase-activating G protein-coupled receptor signaling pathway; angiogenesis; cell surface receptor signaling pathway
Cellular component (GO): plasma membrane
Molecular function (GO): adrenomedullin receptor activity; calcitonin gene-related peptide receptor activity; calcitonin receptor activity
Source: RefSeq, a predicted model, not a curated record